Molecule: messenger RNA, 288 nt
Organism: Hydatigera taeniaeformis
Lineage: Eukaryota; Metazoa; Platyhelminthes; Cestoda; Cyclophyllidea; Taeniidae
Source: the annotation of a GenBank genome assembly
AUGAUUCAUUCAGACACACUAGAGCCACUCAAAAGAGACACUGGUGUACACCUCUCUAGAGCUUCUCCCCACCUCACCGGUCGUGGUAACUACAUUCAGGCCGUCAGGAGCGCCAGCCCCCUCCCCUCCCACUCCCCAAUGUCCGAGGCAUCGGAUCUAAUACUGCGUUCCGGACUUAAUGUCCAGGUGUCGCGCCUGGGCAAGGUGACUCACAGGACCUACGGUUGCCUGCGCGGUAGCCAGGGCGUUAAAGUCACUUGUCCAGACUUCGUCUGCUACAACUACUAG